Messenger RNA from Pteropus alecto (black flying fox), 5411 nucleotides. RefSeq names its product family with sequence similarity 114 member A1 (gene FAM114A1). The coding region runs from base 133 to 1833 and encodes 566 amino acids. The transcript is spliced from 14 exons. Lineage: Eukaryota; Metazoa; Chordata; Mammalia; Chiroptera; Pteropodidae. The record is from RefSeq and is a predicted model, not a curated record.
CUUUGGAUAUUUCUAAAGGAAUGGCUUCAUGUUGCUGGUUGAAUGCAGAGCAGCUGCAGAGAAGAGAGGUUUUGUUGCAGCAAUUUUUGUGCAGCUGCGAUGAACUGAUCUGAAGCAGUUUGGCCAUCAGAGAUGGAUAAUAAAAUGUCCGAUGAUGCCAGUGACACCAUAGCUACUGGAGACAAAGCAGAAAUUACUGAGAUGCCCAAUAAUGAUUCUUUACCCAAAGAUGCAGAGGUGCACUGUGAUUCAGCUACGAUUUUAAAUGAGCCAACACUGGCUGACCCCAGAGAAGAUGUGCAUGAAAAUGCAACCAUUCAAGAUACAGAGACUGCUGACAAUGGGUGCCCUGAGCAGCCCACAGACACCAGUGCCAUGGAGCCCUGCAUCAAUCAAGAAGUGACUGAGAAUGCACUUGCUGAAUGCAUUGAUGCUGUCAGCCUCGAGGCAGAACCUGGAUCUGAAAUACCCUUGAAAGAACAGAACAAUCUGGUAGUGGAUUCCCCUCCACAUGGAGGGGGAUGGGCAGGCUGGGGCUCCUGGGGCAAAUCUCUGUUCUCAUCAGCAUCUGCCACAGUAGGUCAUGGAUUGACAGCAGUCAAGGAAAAAGCAGGGGCCACCCUACGGAUUCAUAGUGUAAAUUCUAGCUCUUCUGAAGAGGCCCAACCUGACACCGAAAAUGACGUCCUUCAAAUAGCAGAUGCGGUCACAGAUCAGAACCCCGCAGAAAGCCCGCCCACUUCACCUUCAUCGGGGUCUCGGGGCGUGCUGUCGGCCAUCACCAGUGUGGUUCAAAACACAGGUAAAAGCGUCUUAACAGGUGGUCUCGAUGCUUUGGAAUUCAUCGGCAAGAAAACCAUGAUUGUCCUUGCAGAAAGUGACCCAGGCUUUAAGCGGACCAAGACACUCAUGGAGAGAACCGUUUCCUUAUCUCAGAUGUUAAGGGAGGCCAAGGAGAAGGAGAAGCAGAGACUGGCACAGCAACUCACGGCCGAGAGGACUGCACACUACGGGAUGCUGUUUGAUGAGUAUCAAGGUCUGUCACACCUGGAGGCCCUAGAAAUCCUGUCCAAUGAAAGCGAAAGCAAGGUUCAGUCAUUUUUAGCAUCGUUUGAUGGAGAGAAGCUGGAACUCUUAAAAAAUGACCUAAUUUCCAUUAAAGACAUCUUUGCAGCCAAAGAAUUAGAGAAUGAAGAGAAUCAAGAAGAACAAGGCUCAGAAGAAAAGGGAGAAGAAUUUGCUAGCAUGCUUACAGAGCUUCUCUUUGAAUUACAUGUUGCAGCCACACCUGACAAACUCAAUAAGGCCAUGAAAAAAGCUCAUGACUGGGUGGAGCAAGAUCAAACCAUGGUGCCAGUGGAUGUGAUGGAAGAGUCAGAGGAGAAAACUACGAAGGAAGAACAGGAAGAGAAACCCGAAAACCCCAAAGAAGACAAAAAAGAAGACGGGAGAACUAAGACAGUUGAGGAAGUAUACAUGCUGUCCAUUGAAAGUCUGGCAGAAGUAACAGCACGCUGUAUCGAACAGCUUCAUAAAGUAGCAGAAUUAAUUCUUCAUGGACAAGAAGAGGAAAAACCAGCUCAAGAUCAAGCAAAAGUUCUGAUAAAAUUAACUACUGCAAUGUGCAAUGAAGUGGCCUCCUUAUCGAAGAAGUUUAUGAAUUCCUUAACCAUGGUUGGGAGCAACAAGAAGGCUGAGGUCCUUAACCCCAUGAUCAAUAGUGUAUUGUUAGAGGGCUGCAAUAGCACAACAUACAUACAGGAUGCCUUCCAGCUGCUUCUGCCUGUUCUGCAGGUUUCACAUAUCCAGAUCACUUCAAAAGCACAGCCAUGACCUAGCCAGACUCUAUCAAGUUCAAGGAAACAGCAGGCUUUGAUAUGUUUAUCAUUGAAGGUGAUACUUUCUAAACAUCUGGCCUCAGACACCCAUUUGAGGACACUACAAGCAACUUUGCACAGACAACAUUGAGAAUGCAAGUUUAAAGCGAGUAUCAUUUCUCUUAAUGCACAUUUUUUUUUUUACAAAUAAUUGUGUUUUCUUUAUGUUAAUUUAAAUGUACAGAGCUUUGUAUUGAUUAUUUCCUUUAAUAUGAAAUUCAUUCACAAAUGCUUAUUGCCAUUUUCCUGGUCAAGCAUGCUCUAUUUAGAAAUCUGUGGGCAGACCGUAGACUUUUUUUUUAAUCCUUUAAAUUUCCACCUUUAAAAUUUCCACUCUUGUAGUAUUACUUUAAAUUCAUUCUUAUACUGAACUUAGUUUCGUUACAUAAUUGUCAUGGGCAAAGAUAACACUAUUUAUAUAUAGAUUUACCAAUUAUGCUUAAAGACGAAUAUAAGUAUCUUUUUAUAGCCAUUCAUUCUUGAAACAAACAUUUAUUGAGUUCCACUGUAUGCUCACAAUAGAGGAACAUGCUCUCACCCCAAUACAAACAGAUAUUCUGAAAAAAGAUUUAUAAUAAUUCUUAAACUACUUUAAAAUACUAAUAAAGUUUCUGAACCGUAAAAAAUUUGAAGAACAAGGUAAAUUGGUGGUUUUAAAAAUGUUCUACCCUUCAAUUUAUUGUAUUUUUCCAUACUCCUUGAACAUUUUUAUCCCAAACUUUACAUAUGGGAUGAAAAUAUAUAUGAAAAGGGGUGCUAAAGAGUAUUUAGUUUAAAACUGACUUCUUAUGACCAUAAAUACAUGAUAGCCUAAUUACAAAGCUUGGAAGUAGUCAAAUAGAAAAUUAAAAGGAUUUCAACACAAUAGACUCCCACGAAUGCACGUUUAAAUCUACUGCAGUUGAGUCAGGCUGUUUUAUGAAUAUACAGAACAUACUCACCAGUAGCAAAUACCAUCAUUGCUUCUAAAGUGCAGCAAAUACUGAUGUGUGGGUUGACUAACUGGCGUAUUGAUCUUGAGAGGCUGCACGGAAGACCCUGCGAGGAGAAAUGUUGUCAAUGGCCACUUCUCUUGAGCUCCAAACAUUCAUAUCGGGGUGCUAUAUGAUGCUAUUUCAGGGCCCCACUGACACCCCUACAGGCACUGUCACAAGACAUCUACCCCUGUGUCUCUCUUCAGGGCAAAUGAGACCUAUACUUAUGCAAGUGUGAAAAAUACUUCCUUCAGAUUUGCUUUUACUCCCCUGAUAGAGUAGACUGCCUUUGUUCCAUACAAGCAAAGUAAGGAUGUUUUAAUAUCAUCCUACAUCUUAUAGCAUUUCAUUUGUCUAUAUCCUGCUAGAUUCCCAGAAUUAAACUUUAAGCCUAACUGUACCCAUUUAGUGCAUAGCAAAAUUUUAGUCAGAAAAUAAAUUAUCAAUCUGUAAAAGAAUGAGAUAAUUAUUUUUUAAAAAGUGGGUGACAUCAUUUACAUUGCAUUUUCAUUUGUGUAUCUUCUGAAAUGGCCACAUAGAAAACAUAAGAACAAUUUAUUUACAAUUUUGAAAAAAAGAUCCAAAGGAAUCAAUUAAAGUUGCUUUAUUUUUUACUUGCUUUUGGAUUACCUAAAAUAUUUCUGCUAUUAAGUCUAGAGAACAAUUAAGUGAUGAACGUGUUGCUUCUACCUCCUCAGAAAUUUUAGACUUUUAAUAUAUAGAUCGGAGAAAAGGACUUAGAUUUUUAAUUUCUUGACAUCAGAUUUUUUAGCAUCAGGUAAAUUUAUAGACGUUAACUGGAAAUGUAAAAGAAACAAAUAGUUUCAAAGAAGCUAGAUUCUCAGAAUUUGACUUUAAGCCUAACUGUACCCAUAUGGUACAUAGCAAAAUUUUAAUCAUAAAAUAAAUUAGAAAUCUGUAAAAGAAUAAGAGAGAUAAUUAUUAUUUUUAAAGCAGGUUACAUCAUUUACAUUGCAUUUUCAUGUCUUUUGAUCAGGUGAAGACAUAAACUGAGAGAUGAUUCUCUGGGCCUACUUCUAUGGUCUGUGGAUUACAUUAUUUAAGAGAGAAUACUCACUUAAAAUAUAUCCGCCCUCCAGGAUUGCUCUCUUUCAAUACUGCUUUUCACUAUCACUUUUAAAUAAUUGCUUCUUUGCUUUGCUUUAAAAGCUGGCAAAGCACAGGAUCCAAAUUUGGACAAGAUGUCAAUGAAUGAUUUAACAGACUGACUUUGGAAGUUUUUUAUUCCUUCAAUAAUCUUUUACAUAAAUUGGGUUCAUUUCACUCUGUGCAAUUACCCUGAAUAAGCGUGCCAGAUUUUUCUUACAUCAAGUGCAAAAUAAGUUCUAGUCUAAAUAAUGAAUGUAGCCUUGUGCCUGUGCCUUAUUAAAUCAAAAGCAUCAAAAGUCUAUUUCACAUUCAAAGCAAAAUGCAUCCAAGAAAAAUUCCUUUGGGGUAUUGAUAUGUACGCUGCUAAAGGGCAAAACUGAGUCCCAAAUCUUAAAGCAGAGGCCUAAACUUAAAUAUUCUCUCCCACUGAGAACAGAAAUCUCUCUUUUCCCUGGGUCUCACUCUGGGCUGCACAUCAAGCUCAUGGUUAAAUGAGUGGUGUGACUAGCUGAGGCAGUGUCAGGAGUGAGCUACUAAGGAAACAUGGACCUGCAGAGCUCACAGGAGAUGAAAGAAGCACCAACCUUGAGCAGUCUAAAGGAAAGUGCUAAGUAUAGGGUAGAUGUCUGAACCCAGAAAUGAGAAUGUUUCUGUGCUUUGUAGAAGUCACUGGCCCAGGUGCUCAAAUAUCGGAGAAAUCACCUUCUGCACAGGCUAGCCAUGCUCUGCUUAAGUUAGAAACAAAAGCAGACAGAUUGCAAUCAUAGCCAUCCCAGUGGUCCAGGACAUAACUUCUUAGGGAAGCAAUUUAGCAAAAAUGUGAAACAAACAUAUUUCUCUUCUUCCCUAAAAAAAUUACACACACACACACGUACACACAUGUGUGUAUGUGUACGUGUAUAUAUAUAUGUAUAUAUACAUACAAUAUAUAUGUAUAUAUACAUACUAUAUAUAUAUACAUUAUAUAUGUGUAUAUAUAUGUAUAUAUAUAUUGAACAGAUGGGGUAGAUCAUGAUACAUAACUUCAAUCUGUAUUUAAUUUUAUAAAAGCAAUUAUUCAGGGUCAGGCUAAUUUUUAUAAUGUAAAAACUGCCCUUUGAGCUUCCUCUUAAGCGUACCCUACAUUUUUAUAUUCAGAUCCAGGCUUCAACUUGAUUUCUUAAAUUCUUGUGUUUGUAAAGGUGCAUCAGAAGAGAUCAUAUAGACUGUCCAUCUUAGAACUACAAUUUUGCCCUGAUUUUGUGGUUGGUUAGAAUUUUUAAAACCGUAGGAGUAGAUUCAGGCCAGCUAUUCAUCACAUUAAAAAAAAAAAGAAUCCUGUGGUUUACCAUUUGUUUUGUUUUCUAGAUAUCGUAUAACUUAUUCAGGUUUAUGUUCAUUUUCUGUAUGUUCAUUUAUAAUAGAUGCUCUACUGCUAAUAUCUGCUAUUAAAAUCUGAGAAAAGACACCA